Branchiostoma belcheri (Belcher's lancelet) is the source of this 3096-nucleotide messenger RNA. RefSeq lists its product as uncharacterized. The record is from RefSeq and is a predicted model, not a curated record. NCBI's taxonomy places the organism in Eukaryota, Metazoa, Chordata, Leptocardii, Amphioxiformes, Branchiostomatidae. The coding region runs from base 238 to 2574 and encodes 778 amino acids. The transcript is spliced from 18 exons.
GGUACUUUCGCCAAAUUGGAAACGAUUUCGACAACUGAUUAAACAGCAGAAGUUUGGCAACAUACCCUCUGGUUUGCCCCGCGCACAAAAACAUCAAAGCCGCCGCCCUAAUACGGAUCUAGGCGGUGUUAAAACAGCCGUGAGGAAGGCAGCGCCUCUUUUGUGGUCUCAGUUCGGCUAGUACACGGUCUACAGUAGUACGGACGGACGGGCACGUACAACCGGGAAUAUCAGACCAUGGCGACACCAGUGAGAGCGUGGGUAGUGCUGACAUGGCUGGCCGUCACCGUGCACGGACAUGUCCGGCUAACCUUCCCGCCCGCCCGAUGGUUUGACUUCGACUUUCUGGACAACGUACACGGGACCCAGGGGCCGUGUGGCAUGGCUUCUUCAGAUCCUCCGGAGAUCACAUACCUGCCCCUGAACACGGAUGUAGUGGUGGAGUGGCACGAAGCUUACGUUCACACGGGCGGGUUCAAACUCGAGCUUCUGACGGGUGAAUCAGACGAGAACCCCGCCCUGCUCACUCCUGAUGACGGGAACGGCUACACGGGGGCUGACGACGCCACGAGGCAGAAUUAUACCGUGCAGUUCAGCUCAGCGUGCGCGAACUGCACUCUCCGUCUAACCCGCCAGGCGGCGGAGUGGACAACUGCCGGUGGUGGCGACUACGUUUUCUACAGCUGCUCUGACGUCACCAUAGAUGACGCUGCUGCCAUAUUUGCUGAAGACAAGUGUAACGCUGCCAGGUGUUCUGGGCACGGCACCUGCAGCGAUGACCGCUCCACCUGCACCUGCGAGCACCUGUACACGGGAGACAGGUGUCAGUUCAGAGACGGUUGUGAGACGGACGCUGACUGUGGUGACCAUGCCGUGUGUGUGAGAGUCUCCAUGACGAACUACCCCAUGAACCGAUGUUUCUGCGAGGCAGGCUGGUUCGGGGAGACUUGUUCCUCAAGCUCUGACAUCACCACCACUGACGUGGAUACUAGUGACUAUUUCCACAGGGAGCUGACGGACGGGUUUGACCUGUACUGGAAGAUUAUCCAGACCUCCAGUGAGAUAGAAGUGAUGCUACAAGCAGAGGGUAUGGGCUGGGUGGCGGUGGGGUGGAGGCCGUCAGGUCUAACCUCCACGUGUCGAGAUUUUCCGGUGAACUACGCUGGGUACGAGGGUGUCAAACCUGCGAGGGCAGAGGAAGAGGAGCCUUUCGUGACGAGCCAGCGGUCUGCACGCAGCGUUCGGCGGUACACUCGGCAGGCUUCGGCUGAGCCCGAACCCGAAGCUGAGUCCGUCGUCCCUGACCAAUGCGUAACGGCAGAGCCAGAAGCUGAGCCGGAAAGUGAACCGGAAGCCACACCGGAACCGGAAAGCGAACCUGAAGGAACUGCAGAACCGGAACCGGAAGGAACUGCAGAACCGGAAAGUGAACCGGAAGGAACUGCAGAACCGGAAAGUGAACCGGAAGGAACUGCAGAACCGGAAAGUGAACCGGAAGGAACGGCCGAAGCGGAACCGGAGCCAGAGGGAGAGCCGGAAAAUGGCGGCGGUUCUCUCCACGCUAUGGACUGUACAGACAUGGUGAUCGUGGUGACCCGCGGGGCCGUGUACCGUGUGGAUGACUGUUACACCCGGGACCGCUCCACGCCCCGCCGGGACAGGUGGUACGGGGACGGCGGAGGGGACAGCCUCACCGCUGCCAUCGCCAAGGAGGAGAACGGCAUCGUCACGGCCAGGUUCAGGAAGAAGCUUCACGCUGACGAGUCGCAGGACCACGGGAUUGACAUGUUACCGAUGCACGUGAUCUGGGCACGUGGUCAGGAGCCGGGCGGGUACAGUCACGUGCCCAACUCCGCCAUCGAGACAUGCGCAGUCAGCGACUACGCCUACUACCAACCGGACGAGCUCAAGUACCACGGCACUGCGCAGACGCAGAGGGGCGCCCUUACCAUGAACUUCUUUGAGAACCCGGACAGUCCCUCGGGCUCCACGGCGUGCCUGGGUAGUUACAGCAGUCCCGAGGGUUGUCAGGGAGCGGCCUGUGACUACUCCGCCAGCUGGUGGUAUGAUGAGACCACGGACAAGAUCAUGUUUGACGUCAUGGGCCGGCAGAGCAGCGACCGCUGGAUAGGGCUGGGAUUCUCCACAGACCAGUCCAUGACCGAUGCUGAUGCAGUAGUGGGGUGGUGGAACGACGAUGGGACUGUGACCAUCACCGACAGAUGGCUGUCAGCCAAGUCCACCACAGGUGUCGGUGUGGAUGACACUGACGAUCUGGAGGGGAAGGAAGGCUCCUAUGUGGACGGAGUCCUCCGCAUCAAAUUCACCCGUGCUCGGGCAACAGGUGAUGAAUCUGAUCUGUCCUUUGUCGACAACUGCCUCCACAUGUUCUUCGCGCAGGGCGGGACCUUCAACCAGGCUGACCUGUCAAUCACCAAGCACCAGGCCACGCCCAUCGUCUCUGUCAAUGAGAUCUGCAUCGCUCGCUGUGUUUCCGGUUCCUGUGUGCUGACUGUAUCCUGGGUGCUGCUCGUGUCCCUGUUGGCUGUCACAGCGCACGCGCAGUGGUGGUGAGAAAGAGAGAAACUCGGCAGAUGUACAUGUACAUGCAUCGAUUACUUGAUAAAGGUCACAUAUCUAGAAGGACACAUUUUAUCAGGUUGGCGGUGUUGCAUUCAUUUAUGUGACCACGAUUAAACGUUUACGUCGAUAUGUGAUCAACAAAUACCUCAGUACGUGCACGGGCUUGCUUGAAUUACUAUGUUACUACAACCCUGCUUGAUGUGCUUGAAUUGCUUAUUUGCCAUUGGUUAUUUUUGUUUCCAACUUUGCAGUUGUGAUAUCUUGUAUAUAAUGGGUAGCCAUAGUACGCUUAUGCUCAUGCACCGUUGCAUGACGGGUAAACUCUCAUUAUGCAUGCCGCGGAAAGGAGUCAGAAUUCAGUCGCAAGGAGGGACAUCUUCUGUUAGUAGCCUGGGUGCCAUGCUUGAGUCUACAUGUUUACUAAGUCUAAUACUAUCGUAUCGGAUCAUGUGUUGAACAAAUUUUGUAUGUACGAGAUUUUGGUCCAUAUGUUCCUCCUUAUAACACACUACA